Molecule: messenger RNA, 1519 nt
Organism: Salvia hispanica
Lineage: Eukaryota; Viridiplantae; Streptophyta; Magnoliopsida; Lamiales; Lamiaceae
Product: auxin-responsive protein IAA26-like
Biological process (GO): regulation of DNA-templated transcription
Cellular component (GO): nucleus
Source: RefSeq, a predicted model, not a curated record
GGGAAUCUCUUCAAGAGAGAGAAAAUAUUGGUGAUGUGAUGAUUGAAAAAAAAGCCCACUAUUGCUGAAACUGAGCACGCUCAAAAGUGUGCUGCAUAAAAGCAUAAUUCUAUAUUGCAUCUCUUUCCGCUUCAUUUCUUUUCCAUCAUUUUAUCUUUUCUUCAAAAGGUUGCUUCUUGUCCGCACCCACAAUUCUCCUCUCUUCGAAGAAGAUAGCUUGUGGGCUCUCUCAUUAAUUCAACCUUAGGAGACUCAUUCCCUUUAAAGCUUCGAUCUUUAUUGUGUUCUUGCUUGCAUAGCUUCUCACAUCUCUUUCUUGAUGGGGGAUUAUUCAAGGGAAGAUGAAGGGUGUCCUCAGCUGCUGGAUUUGAUUCCGAAAUGGGCAAGAGAAGAAAGAAGCCAUGGAAUCUCAGAGGAGAGGAAGCUUGAGCUGAGGCUUGGUCCACCGGGGGGAGAAUGGGCCAUCAAAGAAAGCAACACCGCCAGUUCUGGAGAGAGGGAGAGGGAGAGACUUCUCUCUCUAGGCUACUUUCCAGCAAGCCCUCGUCCUCAAAAUGCAGUCUUGAAGCCUCCAUCUCCAUGGCAGCAGCAGCACCACCUCCAUCCUUCAUAUCUCCAUCUUCAACAUGGUCAGGGACAGGUUGCUGUCAGCAAGGAAUCCCCUCAGCCCUGUAGCAAUAGAGCAGCAGCAGAGCAGACUGCAGCAGAAAAGAAGGCAUUUUCAGCAGCAAAUACAGCUGUGCACAACACUGCUCAGAAAAGAACUGCACCUGCUUCAGUGGUGGGGUGGCCUCCACUUCGAUCAUUCAGAAAAAAUAUUGCCUCAAAGCCAGCUUCAGACUCACCAGAUGUUGCUCCGAGCAAGGUCUCGAAUUCGGUCGAAAACGGUUCAAGAACUCCUUUUGUGAAGAUCAACAUGGAUGGUAUCCCCAUUGGGAGGAAAAUUGAUCUCAAGGCAUACCACAGCUAUGAGAAGCUGUCAUAUGCAGUUGAUGAGCUCUUCAGAGGCCUUCUUGCAGCCCAGAAGAAAUCUUGCGGUGGUGGGAUAACGGAUGAGGGCGAGGGAGGGGAGAUGAUCGGAGGGUUAUUGGAUGGGAGCGGGGAAUAUACCCUCGUGUACGAGGAUCAUGAAGGCGACAGGAUGCUCGUUGGAGAUGUUCCUUGGCACAUGUUCAUCUCAACGGUGAAGAGGCUUCGUGUGCUGAAAAGUUCGGAGUUGCCUACAUUGUCUCAUGGAUGCAAACAGGGGAAGCUCUCCAUGAACAUCGAAGUGUAGCGAGGGCGUCUACCUUUGUGCUUAGUUUCGACAUUUUAAAGGACUGAUGUUCGUUUUUAUUGUGUUUUUGUGGAUUCGCUUGUAUAUGUCGAAGACUAUAUCUGAAAAAUCUUCAUUAUGUUGUUUAAACUUUUGGCCUUUCCUGGGUUUUGUAGUGAAGGUGAAACUCAAGCCUUAAAUGUAAAAACUUGCACCUAUUCUAUGCUUUUGGAUUUCUAUAGGAAUAUUUCAUUAGGUUCUGAA